GGCCACUCGGUGCAGAGUGGCUCAUCUCGCAUCAUGUCAGACUCCUUCAGCCUCCCACUUCGCCCUAUCAUCGAAAAACGCGAGCGUCCGGAUUCAUUGCCGCGCGAUAUCGCCCAGAUCAACGCGCAAUGGGGGUCCUUCCGCGAGCUCAACGAGACGAAGCUACGGGAGAGGAUCGAGGAGGAUAAAAACAAGGAUCCAUGGGAAGAGGACGAUGUUGGCGACAAGGAUGCAAUAGAUCUGGAUGCGUCAGAGCAGAAGGACCAGCUGUACAAACGCCGUGCUGAGAUUAUCAAUUUUGCUCUACAGGCUCACAUGGAAACCGCCUUUGCCUUGGAUUUCAUCUCUCUGUUGCUUUCCAAACAUAAUGCCCGCCAGGCUGAGAUGUCCAUGUCGCAGUUCUUAAAGGGCGCCAUACCGCUUGGAACUCUGAGCGCCGAAGUCGUCAACCCACCCCCGAGACCAGAUUCUACCCUCAAAGACAUAAAAUCGGUAUCAAGAGGAUGGCGGUUACAGAACUUCAGCUCCGCUGCAAACAAACUUUUGAACGCCGGCUCGAGACUGGAAACAGAGGUCAACUCGGAGACAAAGUUUUGGAAUGAGGUCUUAGCCGUGAAAGAGAAGGGAUGGAAGAUCAGCAGGCUUCCCAGGGAGGGGCAAGCUCUUGGGGUACAAUAUGGAUUCAUGGAGGCUACGCCUAUUUUCCGCGACCGAGGGCUCGCCGCGCUACGAAGGACUGACGACGGAAGCUUGUUUUUGGACAAGGGAUUGGUACCUGCAAAGGCGAAAGGAGUACGCGUUAGGGUGAAACACGGUAGUCGCAUCGUUGGCUGCUCGAAAGUGUGCCGACCGCCAGAGGUCGCCGAGUCGAUUGAAAGCCGCAUCUUACAAGCCCGCGAUACAGUAUUCGAGGAGGAGCUUUUUUACGAAAUGAUGCGCGAAGCAAGAAUAUUAGGCAACCAAGGAGUAACAACCCGACAGAACCUGGUGGAGGUUCCUGUAUCUGGGGAGCAAGAGAUAUUGCUGGACCUAGUUGACUGGGAUCAGGACCAUGACCCGGAGGUGGCUGCUUCUGGCGAGCAAGAUAUCUUUGCAGAUGCAGUUGCGCACUCCAUUCGCAUUCUCCUGGCCUACGCACAUCGCCAAAAUCUUUGGCGAAGGACCCAACCCCCACCUCCGUCGACGCCUAAGCGCCGCCCUGUUCCUGAAUAUCACAUCCUCCGACCAAUUAUGGCCUACCUACAACACAAAUCCCACCUAGCAUGGCUGGAGUCAUUCAUGGAAGAUAUACGCAAUGUACUUGAAUCAGCCGGCAUUAAGUGUGAAUUCCACGCCGCCCAGUUCUCGUCGAUCGGCGCGUUGCGGCCUAGCAUCCAAGUUCCAAAAGUUGAAGCAUUGGCGAGGGUGUUCCUGGCACCGUUUGAGUCAACUUUUUCGGGAACGCUGGUUGAUACGCAGAGCUCGUUCCAGGUUCGGCUUCGGACUAGCCCCGUUAUCCCGCCCGUUGGUACCUUUUAUGACAUCUCAUUCAAACAUCCGCCGUUUCCUGAUGUGCUAUCUCCUGGCCGUGUUGCGCUACAGGAUGAAGUUUCUUCAAUGAUUACACAUUAUUGCCUGCUGGAUAUCGUGUCCGCUAUUGCUCAAAAGUCGGAUAAGCAGGGCACUGGCGAUAUAUCUUGGGAAACUUUGUUCCCCCACCAUGGGCAGCUCCGGGACCCCACUGAUGACAGGAGAAAGAUGAUUGUCAGCCUGUCUCGAGAGGAGCUCUCCAUUAAAGCACACUUUUUAGGCCUGGGCGAAGGAUAUGGCAGCAAGCCACCGAAAAUGUCGGAGACUUGGCCUGGCGAAUCGAGGCAAAGCUUGGCCGAAUUUGUUUCCCAUGCGUCCCAGUUGUCUUCGUGGUGAUAAGCUAAACAUCUCAUAAUGACUGACGACUCUACAUCGGUUUCAGCAAGGAGUUUGCUUGGAUUAUCUCGACGAAAAUGGCUGCACCGGGAGCUAGAUAUUUGCUUUUAAUAGACGUCUACCAAUUGAUACCCUCAUGAGUCCAUUGAUAUCACGGCUCCCCGUGUUCCUGUCCUAUUUUUCCAUUUACCUGGGCCAUCGUACUUAACAGCCAUCUACCACAUAUAAUGUGAGUUCGUAUACUAAUGGCUUCUUUUUUUUAUGUAGGUACAUUCUCUAAGCACAGUGGUCUAUUUGCCUACUCGAUAUAUGAAUGUACUUGGUCCCUAAUACCAUGGCUCCGGUAUAUGUGUGGCCGCGACUCGAGAACAAUACAACAAGAUUCAAUUAGAUCAACUCAUUCCAGGAUCACGCCUUGCACAUCUUCCCAACGAUGGCCUGCACCUUGCUAUCGCCGUCCUGGAAGAUCUUGCCCAUGG
This is a messenger RNA of Aspergillus versicolor CBS 583.65, 2384 nucleotides long. RefSeq names its product mediator of RNA polymerase II transcription subunit 17. Gene Ontology annotation, molecular function: transcription coregulator activity. Gene Ontology annotation, cellular component: core mediator complex; mediator complex. Bases 34 to 1905 code for a protein of 623 amino acids. The transcript has 3 exons. Gene Ontology annotation, biological process: regulation of transcription by RNA polymerase II. The record is from RefSeq and is a predicted model, not a curated record. NCBI's taxonomy places the organism in Eukaryota, Fungi, Ascomycota, Eurotiomycetes, Eurotiales, Aspergillaceae.